This is a messenger RNA of Vespula vulgaris, 2641 nucleotides long. RefSeq lists its product as uncharacterized. Gene Ontology annotation, biological process: sphingolipid biosynthetic process; fatty acid elongation, monounsaturated fatty acid; very long-chain fatty acid biosynthetic process. Gene Ontology annotation, cellular component: endoplasmic reticulum membrane. Lineage: Eukaryota; Metazoa; Arthropoda; Insecta; Hymenoptera; Vespidae. The transcript is spliced from 12 exons. Gene Ontology annotation, molecular function: fatty acid elongase activity. The record is from RefSeq and is a predicted model, not a curated record. Bases 239 to 2131 code for a protein of 630 amino acids.
GGAAAUUAAUAGUUUCAGUCUGUUCAGGUGUUCCGUAUCGUUUAGUUCGAUUUUCAUCAGUUGCCUUUCUUCAUUGAUUAUAUCGAAUAACGAACGCUCUAUGAAACGAAUGAUUUCGAGGAAAGAAUCAACGUAACUCAUAAAUUACGAUAGAAUUCGGUUCUCAUACUCUACAUAUCUUCGUCGCGAAAAGAUUAAAGGAAAUCUGAAGCUUUCCAAAUCUGAAAAGUUCUCGAACAUGACAACUCUUAUUAAUCAUCUCUAUACUCAGUAUCGUUAUAUUACUGAAUAUAAAACAGACCCUAGAACGGAAGAUUUUUUAUUCGUAAAACCAUUAUGGGUUAUUGGCAUCAUAGGAAUUUAUCUCCACUUUGUUUACAAAAGUGGAUCUGCAUUCAUGAAAAAGAAGAAACCUUACAAGUUGAACAAAAUCCUGCAGCUAUAUAAUAUUAUGCAAAUCAUAUUGAAUGGCUAUCUACUCGUUCAUGUCAUCUUAUCAGGAUUGAUAUGGAAGUACAAAUUUGUUUGCGAGCCUGUUGAUUAUUCGAAUAAUCAAUUUGCCCUACAGGUCGCAUCUAUAGUUUGGUUCUACUAUAUGCUCAAGAUAUUUGAUCUUUUGGACACAAUUUUCUUUAUAUUACGGAAGAAGGAGAAUCAAAUAACGUUCCUACACGUUUAUCAUCAUGCCGGGAUGAUAAUUGUUACAUGGGUAGGCACAAGAUAUUUACCUGGCGGACAUGGCGUAUUUUUAGGCUUGAUAAAUACCUUCGUCCACAUAAUUAUGUACACUCAUUAUCUGUGGACAUCAUUGAAUCUUGGCAAAGCAUGGUGGAAAAAAUACAUUACCCAAUUACAAAUAUUCCAAUUCAUUUUAAUAUUUUUACAAUUUUUAUGGGCUGUUUUGACCAAGGAUUGCGCCUAUCCGAAAGUUAUGCUUUUGCUGUUCAUACCGCACAAUAUUUUUAUGAUCGUACUUUUCACAGAUUUUUAUUAUAAGUCGUAUAUACAGAAGAAAUCAUCCCAAAUCGAUAAAAACGGCCUCUUGACUAGGACAAAUCAAAGUGGCGUAGAACUGUCGAAUGGAAGACCAAAUAUAUCCGAAAAUUUGACAAAAUCAAAAUUUUUAAGUCACAUAGAUAAGACCGAGUAUCUUGGAUUCUUUCAGGGUUGCUUCAAGAUUAUACGGAUGUUGUGCAAUCAUGAUCCUGAGGCAACUUUAACCCUGAUACAAUCCCGACGCACUCAUGCACGAUCAGUUGCUCUUCGCGAACCGAUCGAUCUAUCGUAUCGUAUCGUAGCUACGGACAAUCGACUCCGACGCACCAAGAUGACUGAUUACAAAGAAAUUUUUGAAAACAUUAAAGAUCCCAUGAUCGACACGUGGCCGUUAAUGGGUUCUCCAGGGCCGAUACUCUGCAUCGUUUUAGUAUAUUUGCUUUUUGUCAUCAAAAUUGGCCCGAAAAUAAUGGAAAAUCGUCCGGCCUUCGAACUCAAAGGCUUUUUAAUAGCGUAUAACGCGUUGUUAAUCGUAUUUAAUAUAUGGUUAACAUCCUUGGCUACAAAAAUCGAUCUCACAGCUUUGAUUCGUUCGAACGGAUGCAGAUUGCAAACUCAUCAAUUGUCCAAAGACGAAUCUUUGGAAAUGCCGGUCAAUGAACAUUCUCAAAUUUUAUCAACGGCAGCCUGGUGGUACUUCUUCGCUAAGAUUAUCGAGCUUAUAGAUACGGUAUUCUUCAUUUUGCGAAAGAAACAGAACCAACUGACUUUCCUUCACAUUUAUCAUCAUAGCGCCACGGCCUUGUUCGCAUGGUGUUAUCUCAAGCUACUUCCCGGUGAACAAGGUAUCGUCGUAGGGCUACUCAACUCUAUGGUUCACAUCGUUAUGUACUCGUAUUACUUGAUAUCCGCAUUGGGCCCAAAAUACAAAAAGUAUUUGUGGUGGAAGAAAUAUAUGACCUUGUUCCAACUGAUCCAAUUCGUUAUAAUGAUCGUUUAUCUCCUAUUAACGUUGGUAAUGGACUGCAGAAUGCCAAAAAUCUUAACUUACUGCUUCAUGACGCACGUGGUGAUCUUCAUGUACCUGUUCAGUAAUUUCUACAGGAAAGCCUACAUCAAGCAGAAACAAGUGUAAAAUAAUUCGCCAAGGAUAACGAUAGACGUAGAUAGAUAAAUAUACGCAUGUAUAUGUAUAAAUCUACUACGAUUUAAUAUUCAAGUUUCGUAAAAAGUUUUAUAAAAAGUUCCGUGUGGUAUAAAUUGGGAUCAAUGAUCCUGGGAUUAGAUUAUGAUCCUGAGGUAGGAACGGAAGAUAGGACUAUUCGCGGUCAACGAAUAAUUCGUUUUUUUUAGAUCGAUCGGUGAUAUGCUCAUUAAGAUAAAAGAAAAAGAAAGCGCAGAAAAGGUAUUUCUUUAUCUAUUAUCGCUAUUUACGAUCUCUGAGAUGUAGGUCGAUCAACAUAGAUUUACCUUCGCGACCCGAUAGCGAGACAAGAUUCAUGACGGCCAACAAACUUUUACGGCCUAUGUUUUCGUGAAAACGAUAUCAACGAUAUAUAUUAAAUAAUAAUAUACGAACUAAGAUAAUGUCGAAUUAAUGAAGAAAAAUAAAUAAAUAUAUUUCCUAUUAUUAAUUCUAAACGAU